Panicum virgatum (switchgrass) is the source of this 1608-nucleotide messenger RNA. Its product is annotated as probable LRR receptor-like serine/threonine-protein kinase At3g47570. Gene Ontology annotation, molecular function: ATP binding; protein kinase activity. Bases 91 to 1338 code for a protein of 415 amino acids. The transcript has 2 exons. The record is from RefSeq and is a predicted model, not a curated record. Gene Ontology annotation, biological process: protein phosphorylation. NCBI's taxonomy places the organism in Eukaryota, Viridiplantae, Streptophyta, Magnoliopsida, Poales, Poaceae.
CAGGAUCGAUACCGAAGUCUUUUGGUGAUCUGCAAUUUAUUGAGCCGCUAGAUUUGUCAUUCAACCAUUUUGAGGGUGAAGUCCCAGAAAAUGGUAUAUUCAGGAAUGCAACUGCUAUACAUAUUGAUGGAAAUAAGUGGUUUUGUGGUGGGCCAGAGCUGCUACACCUACCAGCACGUUCUAUUACACAUACAAGUGCUGCAACUAAGAAAAAAAGGAUUGAUAGUGCUAAAAGUAGUGAUCCCAUUAGCCAGCACGGUGUCGCUUGUUGCGGUCAUUGCAGUUCUCUCACUAUUUUACAAGAAAAGACAAAAGAGAAAAUUUAUGACCAUCCCUUCUUUUGGUAGGAGUUUUCCCAAGGUUUCCUAUAAUGUUCUUGCCAGAGCGACUGAUGGGUUCUCAGCAUCCAAUUUGAUUGGCAGUGGAAAAUAUAGUUUUGUAUACAAAGGUGAGUGUUUUCAAGAUGGAAAUGUGGUUGCUAUCAAAGUUUUCAGCCUAAACACAAGAGGGGCACAAAAGAGCUUCAUAGCAGAAUGCAAUGUUAUGAGAAAUUUGAGGCACCGCAAUCUAGUUCAUAUCCUUACUGCAUGCUCAAGUAUUGAUUCUGAAGGAAAUGAUUUCAAAGCUCUAAUAUACGAAUUCAUGCCAAGAGGGGACUUACACAAAGUGCUAUAUUCAAAUGGAGGUGAUGAAAACCCUUCAAAUUUAAACCACAUUAUGCUAGGUGAAAGAUUAAGCAUUGUCGUGGAUGUAGCAGAUGCACUGGAGUAUCUCCACCAUAAUAGCCAGGGGAGUAUGGUUCAUUGUGAUUUGAAGCCUAGCAACAUCCUUCUGGAUGAGAACAUGAUGGCUCAUGUUGGAGACUUUGGACUUGCAAGGUUCAAAGUUGACCCAACCGCAUCAUCUCUUGGUGAUUCAAACUCAACUUCUUCAAUUGCAAUAAAAGGAACCAUUGGAUAUGUUGCUCCUGAAUAUGCAGGGGGUGGCGAAGUAUCGAUGGCAACAAAUGUUUACAGCUUCGGAGUUGUUCUCCUCGAAAUAUUCAUUCGAAAGAGGCCAACGGAUGACAUGCUCAAGGACGGACUGAGUAUUGUAAGUUUAACAGAGAUGAACUUCCCUGAUAGGGUUUUGGAGAUUGUUGAUUCCCAGCUGCUACAAAAAUUGAUCCUUGGUCCAGAAACUCAAACAGCCGUCAAUGAAAAAAUUGUUCAGUGUCUGACUUCUAUGCUAAACAUUGGGCUGUAUUGCACAAAGACAUCCCCGAGUGAACGCAUCAGUAUGCAGGAGGUGGCUGCAAAGCUGCAUGGAAUCAAGAAUGCAUAUCUCAGGGGAAACUGAAGAAAAAUUUCAGUAAUUUUAGUAAAACCUGAAUAAGAUGCUGAAGAUUAUCAAUAAAACACACACAGAAACCGUUUCCGAUAUACGCAAGUGGUGGUUGUUUCAACUUUCAAGCUUUGUAAGAUAUUGUACUUCUCCUUGAUACGGAUAAUCAAGGUUCUGCAGUAUAUUAUUUAGUGUCAGUUGUCUAGUACAUACUGCUGAUAAAAGAAUAGACCUCAUAUGUGUUUGCGAAUUUGCAAUUACAAAUGGUAUUUGGCCCGGUGCUUA